Melitaea cinxia (Glanville fritillary) is the source of this 4014-nucleotide messenger RNA. RefSeq names its product coiled-coil domain-containing protein 39 (gene Ccdc39). The record is from RefSeq and is a predicted model, not a curated record. Gene Ontology annotation, cellular component: axoneme. The transcript is spliced from 24 exons. Lineage: Eukaryota; Metazoa; Arthropoda; Insecta; Lepidoptera; Nymphalidae. Bases 74 to 3058 code for a protein of 994 amino acids. Gene Ontology annotation, biological process: cilium-dependent cell motility; inner dynein arm assembly; cilium movement.
UAAUAAGCUUCGAUUUAAUAUUCCAUGGUUACAUUGUAAAAAUCUUUCCUUUUUAAAAUGUAUAUUGCUAAUUAUGCUUAAAAUGAGCGAACAAAGUGGAAAAGUGCCUAGAUAUAUGGCACAACUUUUAGAAGAACUAGGAUGGAAUCAGGGCACCAGAAUUCCAUUAGCAAAUUCUGAUAAUAAAAACUUGGAAACGGUUUUAAUUGAAAGGCAAAAUGAGAUACAGCGCCUUAAGGAAGCUCUUAUUUUACAAAAUCAAAAGCGGGAUGACCUUAACAACUAUAAGCAAUAUGUCCACACAGAAUACCAAGAAAAUACUCGUCUCCUUUUUGCACACAAGCAACAACUGGAACAAGAGGUGAAAUUAAGACAGCUGUCUUUCAAUGAAGCGGACAGGUUGGAUCGAGAUGUUCUUGAUUGCAACAAGCAGUGCGGCACUAUUGCUACUCGCAUAGAUAAACUUCAAAGUAAUAUUGCCCGAUUAUUAAAGAAGGCAGAUUCUUUAAAAACUGAUGUCUGUGGUGAGCGUGGAGCUCUGCAAGAAUGGAGGGCAGCUCUUGAAAGAAGCUCUGGAGAUAUCACAGCCAUUGAGCAGUUUACUAAACAGGACCUUUCUAAAGCUAAAGCUCUAGAGAUAAAAAGGCAGAAGCUGAAAGUGGAACAUGACCAUAUGCAAGAGCACCUAAAUCAACUGGUGUCCAAUCUUAGUGCUGAAGAAAGAGCUUGUGAAAGAAUUUCUACUCAGGUAAUGGAAGGUAUGGAACAAAGAAAGCAAAUGAUGGCGAUGUGGGCUGGCGCUGUUGAAAACUUGCGACAAAGAGACACAGAUAUUCGACAUAUAAGAGAGGAUUACUCGGUGCUGGAAGCGGAGGCGAACGCGUUGGCGGAGCGGUGCCGCGAGCAGCAGAGCUUCUGCGGCCAGCAGCGCGGCAACAACGCGGACGCGCAGCGAGACUGCGACGCGCUCGCGCAGCGCCUCGCGCACGUGCGGCGCGCGCACGCCGCCGCCGGCGAGCGCUGCCUCGAGCUCGGCAGCGAGGCCCAGAGUCUUCAGCGCGAACUAAGCAAUUUGCGCAUUGCUAUCGAGAAGUUACACAUGGAGAAUAGACAGCUGCUUGACGACCAGCAUAAGAAGGAUAUGGCAUUAAGUGCGCUCAACUCAAAGAUAAGGGAACUAAAAGAAAAGCUCGUGGACUCUACAGACAAGUCAAAAUGUUCUGAUAAACGGGCGAAAGAGUUGGAAGAAAUGUUAAACGAAGAGGAGCGAUUCGCAAAUCAAUUGACGGUCAACCAGCAGCGCGCCAUGCAUUGCUCAUUUGUUGAGCAACAGAAGCUUUUAGCUCUCAAGAACGAAGAGAAAUUGUUCCACAUGCAAUUGAAAUCAUCUAAGGCCGUCCUCAGCAAACUAGAUACGAAACAGCGUGCCGUGGAAAGAAAUUUGCAAAGUCAAAAGGAAUCAUUGUAUGCGAUUUGUUACCAAGUUGAGACGAUCGGCGCACGAGUUUCUCACAUGGAGGGCGCACAGGCCGAACGAGACUGCUCUGCUGAUCUCGUCGCCAGGGAAGACAGGCUGAAUAAAGUUCUGGCACGGCACACAGCGCGUGUGGCGCUAUUGGAGCGACACGCAACCAAGCUCGGUGAUGAUAUGCGGCGUUUAACACGAGAAUUGGAGCAGUGCGGCGCUGAACAUAUUAAAUUGCAAAGUCGUCUAAAGACAUCGAUGCUGGAGGUGGAGGGGGGCGACAAGGAGGUGCGCGGCGCGCGCGACGCGUGGCGGCGCGUGCGCGUGGAGGAGGCGCUGCUGCGGCUGCGGGUGGCGCAUGCGCAGCGCGCGCUCGCCGGCCUCGGGGACAGGGCCUACUCGCUCGACAAGCAGCGCCUGCAGCUCGACGCGGCGAUGAACGAGCGUCUGGUGGAGAUCGGCGCGAGGCGUGAUAUGUUCGGUGUACAAAAGCGCGCGUUGCUGGAAGAUUGCGGCCGCCUUCGAGCCGACAUACGUGAGCGGCAACAGCGGAUACUGCAACUUGUUAAGAGAUAUGACAUUUUCAUCGCUUCGUUAGGAAAAGACGACACAGGGCAAGAACUGUCGGUGACCUUUUUUAAGAUAAAAUUCGCAGCGGAACGGGCGGAACUGCGUGAACACGGCGCGGCGUUGGAUGCUGACAUCUCCCGACGCGAGCGCGACGUGUCGGCGCUGGAGGCCACGCUGCGGGUGCUGCACGCGGCGCACGCGCACUUCCUGCACCACAUCGCGCCGCUCAGCGACGCAGCACCCGAAAUGGAAGAGAUCUCGGAAUUAACACGUCAAUAUUACUCAAAGAGAGAUGAACUGAAAGCAUUGCACGCAAAAAUCGCUGAAGCUGAACAAAAUUUAAAUGAAAACUCAUCUAGAUUAACCAUGACAAACGACAAAUACAAGCAGCUUACAAUGAGAAAAUUGGAGUCUGAAAACGAGUUGGACAGUUUGAAAGAAAGGUUAGAGAAACAGGAGAGUCGCCUGUUGAAAGCAAAUGAGGUGGUGCGGAACAACGCGCACCGCGCCAAGAAGUUGAUUGAUGGAGUUGACGACUGGCGGACAUUUUAUCUGUCGCUGCGGGCGCGCGACUACGCGGAGGCGGCGCACAGCGCGCUGCAGGCGCUGGCGGAGCUCGGGCGGGGGGCGCCGGGCGCCGCGCCGCGCCUGGCCGCGCUGCUAGCCGCCGCGCACCUGCAGCGCCACGUCGGCGCCGCGCAGCGCCGCCUGGAGCUGCUGCUGCACAAGAUAAUAUCAGAUGCGACAUCCCUUCGUAGAGAGACUACUGAAGUAGAAGAGAGCGUGUUCUCGUCGUCAUCGUCGUCCAGCGGAGCCGGCGAGAGCGUGGCGUCGGGCUACACGCGCCGCCUCGCUGCCUUCCGCCGAGGACUGGCGCCGAAGGUGCAGGAGAAGGCGUUGAUUGACGACAUUCGGGAACAAGCGCGUCGUUCUUCAAUAUCUCUGCGCGUCGUCACCCUGGGUCUGGAUGACUGCCCCGCUAUGACACUUUCCAACAUGUCUUCGCGCAAGUCAUUGAGAUAAAGACUACACUACAAGGAUUUGAGAAAACAAUUUGUUUCGUUAUUCAACCUAAAAAACCUCUAAUUUACAUACAUGUAGAGUUAGAUUUCAGUUGCAAUAUAUUCUCCCUAGCGACUAUGCCCUGGUUCUUAUAUAUAAAAAAAAAAAAAAACUAUUAGUUUUGAAUAACGAACAUGUCGUGUAUAGGAACAUCGCAUGGGAACCGGGAUUAAAUAAAAUAAAAAGUUUUAUUGUAUUAUUUAUUUUGAUUGUCUAACACCAUGUACUUUACAAAUCACAAUAGGGAUGUUUUUAGAUGUGUUUAAUUUACUCUUUGAUAUUUUUGUCUUUUUAAAAUAAAUGUAAGCAGUACCUAUGGGUACUAGUAAAUAGCUCAAAUAGCUAUAAAAUAUAUUUACAUUUGUAUACAUAAAAUAUUAAAAUUAUAUUUGUCUUCAUUAUUCGGUCGUGUACAGGUGGACAUAAUGUUUAUGAGAUAUACUCGCCAUGAACACGUAUACAAAUUUAAUUCAAUUAUGUAUUGCAUACAAUACCGCAGAAUUAAUUAUGAAUGGUUUGUAAGCGGUUUUAAUGAGUAUUUUUGCUCUGUCUAUACAAAACUUAAAUAUUUUAAUAAACUUUAGUAAAAAAAAAGACAAUAUAUGGCCCUUAAUGUCCAACUAAUCGUUGCUGUCAUGGUUUUUAUUAUUUAAUAUUUAAAAUUUGCAUACUUUCCCAAGGGCCAAUGUAUGUUUGUUUUUGCCUUAGCUAUACUGCGAAGUCUUUGAUAUGUUUGAACUACAUCAUAAAUUUACAUAUACGUCCAAAUAUUGUGACAAAAAUUUUCUUCUAUUCCUAAUCUCUAAUGUUAUUUUGCAUUUUAAUUUUUAAAUUGAAUUAAUAUUUUUAUUUAAUAUGUUAUAGGUUCUAUGAAUUCUAGUCACAGCUGUAUAAACUAAUAAAAUUUUUGUACUUUA